AUGGCCAUCGUGCUGCUGGCCCUUCUCCUCUUUCCGUUCGCCGAUGCCCAAUGGCAAGUCUGCGGCAACACGGGCAACUACACGGCGGCCAGCACCUACCAAGCCAAUCUUGGUCAGCUCUCUGCAAGCCUCCCCAAGAAAGCCUCUUCGAACACGACCCUCUUCGCCACGGGUACCGCCGGUGCAGUGCCGGACGUGGUGUACGCCCUUGCCCUCUGCCGCGGGGACAUCAACGCCUCCGCCUGCAAGGACUGCGUCACAACAGGCUUCCAGGACGCGCAGCAGCUCUGCGCGUUCAGCAAGGAAGCCACCGUCUUCUACGAUUCCUGCCUCCUCAGCUUCUCCAAUGGAAACUUCCUGUCGACCACCACCAACGGCGGCAACCUCCUCCUGAUGAACAGCCAGAACUUCACGGAGAGCGCCGACUUCAUCAGGCUCUUCUUGUUCACUCUGCUGAACGACACGGCCGAGUCCGCGGUCAACAGCUCCAGGAGGUUCACGACCGCGCGCAUGGACAUUAGCUCCAUGCCGACGAUGUACUGCGCUGUGCAGUGCACGCCUGACCUCACCGCCGACGAGUGCGCAGCCUGUUUGCAAGACUUCCCGCAGCUGACGCUCCAGUACCUGGACGGGCGGCGAGGAGGUCGAGUCCUUGGGGUGCGGUGUAACAUGAGGUACGAGAUCUACCCUUUUUACCAAGGGGACCCCACGCUACGUAUUAUCUCUUUGGCCCCGGCAGUGCCGGCGAUCGGUAACACCACUCCGGGAACGAACGUCACGGUGUAUCCGCAGCCACCACUACCUCCACCUGCCGCGCCACCGGCGGCGAUAAUCCCAUCCGUCCCAGCACAAGAACAGAGAGGAAUGCUGAGUUCGCAGAACAGAGCUGGUGCGAAUAGGAUUGAAGAAAACGCCUUGGUUUGGAGAAUUGAAGAGAAGAGUUCAGAAUUCACUCUUUUUGACCUUUCUCAGUUACUGGAGGCCACAGAAAACUUUGCAGAAGAAAAUAGACUUGGACAGGGAGGUUUCGGCCCUGUGUACAAGGGGCAAUUAUCAGAUGGUCAGGAAAUUGCAGUUAAAAGGCUUGCUUCGCAUUCAGGACAGGGUUUCACGGAGUUCAGGAAUGAAGUUGAACUUAUAGCUAAACUGCAACACACAAAUUUGGUUCGGCUCUUAGGAUGCUGCAUCCAAGGCGAGGAAAAAAUUUUGGUGUACGAAUAUUUGCCAAAUAAAAGCCUGGACUUCUUUAUCUUUGAUGAAAGCCAAAGCAGUUUGCUUAAUUGGUAUAAACGACGUGCCAUAAUUGAAGGGGUAGCACAAGGUCUUCUGUACCUGCACAAGCACUCUCGGCUGCGCGUGGUACAUAGAGACCUUAAAGCUAGUAACAUUCUCUUGGACCAGGAUAUGAACCCAAAAAUUUCAGAUUUUGGGUUGGCAAGAAUUUUUAGCUCUAAUGAUACUGAAGGAAGCACAAAGAGGGUGGUUGGAACAUAUGGUUAUAUGUCUCCGGAGUAUGCCUCUGAAGGCAUCUAUUCGGUCAAAUCUGAUGUGUUCAGCUUUGGUGUUCUACUUCUUGAGAUCCUUAGCGCAAAAAGGAAUUCAGGUUUUCACCGAUAUGGAGAGUUUCUUAACCUUCUCGGAUAUACAUGGCACCUGUGGGAGGAAGGAAGAUGGCUUGAUCUUGUAGAAGCAUCAAUUUCUAAAGAGAUGCAUGAAGCAGAGGCUAGGAGGUACAUUAACAUCGCACUAAUGUGCGUCCAAGAAAAUGCAGACGAUCGGCCCACCAUGUCGGACGUAGUUGCUGCGCUAAAUAGUGAGAGUGUAGUUCUACCUGAGCCAAAGCAUCCGGCUUACUUCAACCUGAGAGUAUCUAAAUCUGUGGAAUCAGCAAUUGUUGCUGAGACGUGCAGUCUGAAUGAUGUAACCAUCACUCAAGACCCCCAAGGCAGAUAG
Messenger RNA from Miscanthus lutarioriparius, 1953 nucleotides. The record is from the annotation of a GenBank genome assembly. NCBI's taxonomy places the organism in Eukaryota, Viridiplantae, Streptophyta, Magnoliopsida, Poales, Poaceae.